Porites lobata is the source of this 15009-nucleotide messenger RNA. The record is from the annotation of a GenBank genome assembly. Lineage: Eukaryota; Metazoa; Cnidaria; Anthozoa; Scleractinia; Poritidae.
AUGGCAAAUGUUCCACCUCCACUCACCCUAGAACUUCCCAAGAAAAGUGAUCUUCCUAACACAUGCAAAGCUUGGAAUGAAGUCCAUCUUCCAAUUGACAUUCUUUUGUUGACAGUGGAGGACAGUGAGUUCUUAGCCUGUUUUACAUACUUAAGAAAUGCCAUUAAAAGCUACCACAAGAACCUUGGAUAUGUGUACUUUGGGAACAUGGGUGAAAAUGGAGAUGUACCCCUAAAAGUUGCUUUGAUGACAUAUUCCGAAGGCUCUUCUGCUCCAGAUGGCUCGCUGGUCACUGUUAAGAAUGCCGUGUUGGAACUGAGACCCAAAGCUGUUUUCUAUGUUGGCUGCUGCGGUGGGUUGAACCCAGAAGUCGCCAAGUUACAGCUAGGUGAUGUGGUGGUAUCCUCUAAGCUUACAACUGAAUCAUUCAAAACCCCAGUGGGUAGAGAUAUUUUACGCCUCAUCAGGUCUGCAGAUCAUGGUUGGAUUCCUCCAUUAAGAAAUCCAGAAGAUCAUAAAGUUCAGGUCUGCUGUAAUGGGGAGAUUUUAAGUGGCAUAGACCCAGUCAGUACUAAACAGCAAAACGUGUCACAUUUUACUGAAGCUACUGCAUUAGCAUUUGGUGGUGAAGGUAAGAUAUUUAUUCCCUGUUAAAUGACAUCAUUCCUCUCUUGUUACAUUUUCUUACGAGAGGAGUGGUGGUCCAUGGUGUACAUCUCAAACUUUAGAUCUAGCGGGUCCAGGUUAAGGCUUUGCUGCACUUUGUGCUGUUUCCUUGGACAAGAAACUUUGAUUCACUUUGUCCCUCUCCCACCCAGGUGCAGUGUAAAUGGGUGCUGGUUAUGAUCCUUUGUGAUCCUGUUUUCAAUCUGAUCUUUUAAGAUCUAUUCUAUGUUUGGACAAUGAUGUUUAUGUUUGUGUAGCUUGCUUUAUUAUAUAGAGUACCACUCAUGAAAUUCAUAAAAACUACAUCCAGGACCCGAGUGGUUUAUUUUCCAUAAUCUCACACAUGAGUUUAUCAAUGACGUAAUUUCGGUAAUUUCCCUCCAAAAUUUGUAGGCGUCUUGCAUCCUUUGAAUUUUAAUUACACAUUUUUCAAAGCUUUGCUUAUAUUUAAAUUUUGUCAUUGUAGAGCCCUAUUCAGCUCAGUGUCAUUUCUCAAGAUUAUUGCAAACAAUGUCUUAAAUCGCUGUACUGUAAAUUUGAGCCGUCACAAUUACUUUUUGGCAAAUAAAAAUCUAUUAUUUUAUCGAUGUCUUGUUGUCUAUAUAAUAAAAAGAACAUUACACGGCGGCUUGAAGAUAUGAAUUUCAUUUUCUUCACGCCACCGUGUAUACUAAACUAUGCAUAAAAAAUUGAUUGGAGGACAGUAGUUUAAGUAGUGUUUUCCUUUGGAUAAAAUACAAAAGGAUAGUUAACAUCCUAAUGCAUAAGCUGUUUUUUUGUUUGUUUGUCCUGUUUUUUUUAUUUUUUAAAUGUCUGCCUUUUAAAAUCACUAUUUGUAUUUUCUGCCUACCUGUUUGCAUGGUAAAUAAUAUUUUUUAUGUUGUCACAUCUUGAUCAACCCUGGCUGUGAUGCUCACUGGUGGAUCUGCUUGCAUCUUGAAUUUUUAGUGAUUUGUUGUUGUUUUUUCCAGGCCUUUUUGCUGCAGCACAUGAUCUUAAGAUUGAAUGGGUGAUUGUAAAAGGUAUUUCUCACUUUGCCGAUGGUAACAACCCUGCAGAAAAUUCUUGGGAGAGUCAUGCAUGCAUAAUGGCAGCUUCUCUUGUGUCCAACAUGUUGAAGGAUUCAUUUGUGUUUGAACAAUGGCCUCUUUAUGAAGGUAGGUGACAAUAUGCUCUUUAAUCAAACCAUAUGAUGAUUAAGACCCUGUUUACAUGGAGUGGGGGACCCCGGUCUAGUGGGGUAGGUUUCUUUUGUUUUCACGCUCUGGAGAACACAAAACAAAAGAAACCUACCCCACUAGACCGGGGUCCCCCACCUCCAUGUAAACAGGGUCUAAAUCUUCACAUUUUUUAAGAGGUGUUUUUGGUUAAUUACUAAGGUUGAUUUAAAAUACUCAGCCACAUUUUUCAAACCUUGUUAAUUAAUUUCUUUUUAUAAUAAACUUGAAAAAGAAUGGAGUUCAACGUUUUCUUUGUCAACUCACAACUGUUGGAAACUAUAACAUUGGGAAAAGAAAAAUUAUGAGAAAAAGGUGAAGAAAUUGGUUGGGAGGACAGCAGGGAGAUGUUUCCUGAUAAAAUUGACUGGCUGCUCAUCAUACUAUUUUAGGCAGUAAGAUUUGUGUGUGGGGGGGGAGGACAGGGGGGUGACAACCUCCCGCUUCCCGUGCCCCGUUCUCCCGCCUCCCGUACCUUUUUGUUGCUUUGUCUCCCGACUCCCGCCCUUUAUUGUAUUUUUCCCGUCAUCAUGUAAAUUAAAAAGAUCACAAGCCCGCGUUUAGUGUUAAAGCUGUAGGGUAAUUUGCCAAAUAUGAAAAUUGUUACAUUAGUCAGUUUUCUUAGUUAAACUGAGUGUUCACUAACCUGGUUAUCUAGGUUUGACCACCGCUUCUGACAUCCCACUACAGCGACAAUAGUCUCAGUCCACUGUGCAGUGUAAUAGCUAUUGCAGCUAUCAAAGAUGCAUUAACAUGCAUUUAAGAAUCCCGAAAUUACGGGGAUCAUGCCAAAAUGAAGUCGAAGGGCCAAACGUUACGGUAGAGUUCAGUACUCCUGUCUAGUUCCCAGCGUCUAAUUGUACUAAUUGCAUAUCCAUUGCGGUUAGUUUUCAUUAUUUUUCGUAAGUAGUCGUAAGCUAUAAAAACUGACUUCAACGAGACUGAAUAAUUGCAUGUUCGUUAACCGUUUGCAUUUUAAAGCGUUCAGUUUAGUGCUGGUGGAGUAUUAUUGUUUGCUGGUUAUCAAAUCUCAAACCUAUUCAUAUUUGCUCGAGAAGUUGUAUCUUUCAUCAAACAUCGGCGGGGAGGUUUAACGGUUAUACAUACAUUUUUACAUCGGAAUGAUGCAUCUAUGUCCGAUUUUAACAAGAAGCAUUUGAAGAAACGAAUGCUCUGCUCUUAUUGGCUUAUUACAAGUUAAAUAACAGGGCAGGGAACAGGUUGCAAUAUGUGUAAAAAGUGCCCGUAUUUUGCUACAGUAAACAAACUAGAAAAAGUCUUCCAUGUGCUGAGGAGGUCGCACUGAUCUCCUCCUACUCCAAAUGUUAGUUAGAGCAGUAAAGUCUGCCUCCUCUUCCUCCGAGUCGAGGGAACUUUCUAGAUUUUCUUCAUUUUCAUUGGCUUCCAGAUCACAUUCGCCUCGACAGUCAGACAGAAUCUUACAGAAUGUUUCUUCAGUUACUUCCAAAUGGCUAUCAAAUAAUGGCAUUGCAUCUUUGCUUAUUUCGCAAAUAAUGUUACUCUUCUUGCAUAGUGCUUCUUCGCCAGACAUUUGAAAGAUAAAAGAACUUUCAUCGAUGAUAACAUAAUUAGUACCAACGAUAUCAUUUGCGUCUAUCUUGCUUGAAAUAAAAACUGAAAAAAAGUUGGAUUUGCUUCUGAUUGCAUAAAUUCCAGUAUGUGGUGCCUGAUGAGUGUUGAGAUCGCUUUGAUUUACAUUUCCAGGCUCGGUCACGGGCUCUUCGUCGCAUCUACUGCUAUUCCCUGGAGGAUUCGUUGGUGUAUCUGCUUCCUUUGCAGAACUGACAGCCUUAAAUAGCUUUUGCAUUGAUGUUAGAGCUUGUUCUUCAGCAUUUUUGUAUGACUCUUCCGACAUGUACAUGUAAAAGGGGAGAGUACCGGCUUUGUCUUUCGUGAAAGAAUUUAGGACCGACUGUUGCCUAACCCCUCGUCCAAACUCGUUUCUCCAAUCGUUAAGACGUCUGAUGUCCUCCUUAUUCAGGAACGUAGUUGGUUCUUGUGGCACUGGGAGCAAAUCUUCAUACUUUAUUGAAAAGUGUGAUGGUAACUCCUAGUGCUGUUUCUCCCGAGUAAAGCAAAUAUAUCCAGGCCAGCCAAUUCUCUUUAAGGUCUCAUCCGCAGCCUCCUCGAAGUUUAUCGCACGAUCUAGCACGGUGGGUGUGUCUAUUACUUGUCGCAAUUCGCUGUUAAAAUACUCAUUGACAAGUGUGAGGAAUGUUCUUACAUCGGCAGCUUCGAGUAGAUGUGCACAUUCUUCACUAAAUCGGGUCCGAAGGCGAUCAAGGAAGUUCUUGAUGAAAGUAUUAAACCGACUUGGAAAGGUUUCCAAUUUCACCGGAAGUAAUGCUCUUUUUUCUAUUCCGAGUGCGAAUUUACGUUUUUUGACUUUUCUCGCAUUAAAAUUUUGAUUUAGGGCCUCAGAGAACGUUAAAUGGAAGUCAAGAAACGUUGUUGGGUUCGUUUCUUUGACUGGAUGAUGAGCAGUAACAAUUAAGGAAAGCUUGCCCUUUGGAAUUUCUCUCCCGCUUCCUGCCAUCAUAGAGAUCCCGCUUCCCGCCCUUUCUUCUCCUGUCUCCCGUACUCCUCCCGCCCCCUGUUCUCGCGGGCUCCUCCCCCCCUGUCCCCCACCACAUUUGUGGGUUGGUACUCAGCAAGUGCAUACUUAGGGACCUAAAGGUUAAAAUGACUCUUGUUUAGAGCUUCAGUGGUAUCUGUUAGGGGCCUGAAAGGUUGGAUGGGAAUUAUUUUGUUUCUCAAGUAAUUUUUGGUACCUCUUAGGCAUUAAAAUUUAUUUCAAACACGCCCACAAAGCUAGAUUAUCUUACUUUGUAGGGGUACUUUUGGAUUUUAUUUUUUUACAAAACCCCUGUUUUUUUUGGUUUGUUUGUUUGUUUGUUUUUGUUGUUGUUGUUUUUUAAAGCACCCCGUUUAUUUCUAUAGAGGGGUGUCUCCUCCUUUUGGUAUCUCCCAGGGGUUAAAGUGAAUUUCUGCCAUGCCCACAAAGUAAGAUUCUGCUACCCUCUAGAGAUGCUUUAUAUUUUAUAUUUUUAAUAUUAUUAUUAUUUUUUUGACAAGCACCCCUGUUAUCUUUAAUUUUUUUUUGUAAAGCAGUUUUGCUAUUUUUAAAGGGGAGUAUCCCUUCCUCCUUUUAGUACCUUUUAUAGAGCUUCAAAUGAAUUUCUUCCAUGCUGACAAAGCAAAAUCCUUGUACCUUCUAGGGAUACUUUUGAAUUUUUUAUUCGACUAGCACCACAGUUGUUUAAUAGGGUAGUAUCUCCUUCUCCCCCCCCCCCCCCCCACCCCCCACACCCUGAGAACAAUAGUAACAAACUUUACAGGGCUGUCAUGAAGGGCCAGGAGGCGUGGAUUAUGAGCAUGACUUCUGGUUACUUUCAUAGGAAAUAAAAGAAAAAUAGGACCGAAAGAAUUUCCAGGAUGUUCUAUUCCAUGCUCGGCAACUUGAAACCAUAGUGACAGCCUUGAACCCUAACCAGUAAGCUCUCUGCACUGCAGGCUUUAUUUUCUGGUUUUUGAACAUUCUAGAACUCUACCCUCUGAUUGGUUGAUAGCUAUGGUUUUGAAAGGCCCGGGAAAUAUUUUAAGGGUUUAUUUCCUGUUUUGAAAAUGUUUUUGAACUGCAACUGCUUACCAGAUGCCUUUCAGAGUCAACUUAAUGUGCAGCAGAAAUCCUGCAUAACCAAGUUCAAAAGAUAAAUUUAUUGUCUGAAACUGUGCACACUGCAACCAGAGAUACCGUAAUUUAAUGAACUAAAUGUCGCUAUCACCCACAAUUAAGUAAAAGCUAAGUGGAUGUCAGCUUCUAGUCCCAAGACAAGCUGCUCAGUGCUUUUUGUUAUUGAAACUUUAUUAUUGAGACCCAGAAAGUAAAAUGUGAGUAGUAAAAAAAACUGACAGAUUCAUGAACAUUUUUCCCAAAUACUUUUGAAUAACUGUUGUUUUGAAUGUCUCACUUCAAUUCUCAUUCUAUUUCCUUUUGCUUACAGACCCGUCAGCAGGGAAACAGCCCUUUAGCUCUGCGGCCAGUAAGGAGGAGUUACCAGGUACUAUCAUGUCCAAUGAAGUAAAAAUGGUACCAGACAUACAUGAGAUUUAUAAUUUUGAACAACUGUUGUUUAAAAUGUCUCACUUCAAUUCUCAUUCUAUUUCCUUUUGCUUACAGACCCGUCAGCAGGGAAACAGUUCUUUAGCUCUGCGGCCAAUAACGAGGAGUUACCAGGUACUAUUAUAUCCAAUACAGCAGAAAUGGUACCAGACAUACAGUAGAUUUAUAAUUUUGAAUAACUGCUGUUUAAAAUGUCUCACUUCAAUUUUUAUUCUAUUUUGUUUAACUCACAGACCUGUCAGCAAAGAAACAGCCCUCUAGCUCUACGGCCACUAAGGAGGAGUUACCAGGUACUACUAUGUCCAAUAAAGCAGAAAUGGUACCAGACACACAGUAGAUUUAAUAUGAAUGACUGUUAUCGUUUGUUAUAUUACAAUACAAAAUCAUCUUUAUUGUAGCAGUUGUUUAUUUCUAUUUUAAAACUUAGCAGCAAAAAAGAAGUAUGAUGAGAUACUUCAAGAGUCAAAUCCUUUCUCUCAUUCAAUCUUUCUGUUAGAAUUAUGCUAAGGUAUUUUUAACCUGCAUUAAUCCUCGAGGUUAGUUAUACAAAAUAAGAAUUAUUUUUGCACCCAACCACAAACGUCACUAACAGCUUUGGAGAGGUACCCCUCUAUGGGCGUGUCCUCCCUAAACCUCUCUUUGUGGGGCAACACCCCUUCACACUUGGUUUACUGAUGCAGUAUUCAAAGAUAUUUACAUCUACAUGUUACUCGACCAAGGCUGCCCAUCCCGCCAUAUUCAUAAUUUGUUAUUGUAAUAAUUAAUAAUUCUUUAUUUAGCUCAUGGUGAAAUUACAUUUUUAACUUUUUUAUGACUCAAAUUUGUGCUAGGUUAUAACUUUAUAAUGUAAGAGAAAUAAUAAGUGCGAGCUGGGAAGCUAAAUAAACUGUUAGAUUUUCUAGUUAGCUCCCCAUCCAAUUAAAGUCAGUGUGUAAGCAGGUGAAAAAGAAGAAAAUAGAAUAGAUAAAUGAAUUAAUAAAUUAAAUUAAUAAAGAGCAUUCCUUCAACGUUUGAUCAUAGUAUUUGUAUUCCUACACUAUAUUCUGGUGUUUUAGAGCCCUGUUAUCUACAUGCACUGUUACUUACAUUUCUGUUGGUGCAUCAUGAGUUGAGGAUAAUUUGUGGUUAAAUAUGGAAAUUUUAUUUAUAUUCGGUGAUCUGAUCACUUAAUAUAAAUGAGGGCCUAUAUUUUGUGCGUCAACAACCUCCUUUUAACUUUCCUCGCCUAUUAAGAUAUCAAGUUAUUAACAAACAAUUCCUUAAAAAAAGGAACGUAAAAUUUUCUUUAACAGAUUCUCUCUCCCUCGAGGAGUGCCAGAAACAGCUGCGAUCAAUUUAUGAAACCAACAGCAAAGUCAAAAUCGUUCCGUGGGACCAAAGCUCUGCCGUUCAUAUCGAUGAAAUUUACACCCAGUUGUCUUGGCUUAUGGAUGAGAAGAAGCCCAGCGGAGUAACACAGAAGGAACUUAAACACUACACCAACAUUUUUGACGGCGGAAGACUUGAUCAUUUGUCUAAGCGUAUUUUGGUUCACGGACGACCAGGUAUCGGCAAGACCGUUUUUACGCAGAAAGCUACAUUCGACUGGUCCCAGCACAGAUUUGAAGGAAAGUUAGGAAGAUUUGAUCUCGUACUUUUGGUCAAAUUACGCGAUGUUUGUAACCUCAACGAUGUCCCAGCCAUUCUGAGCGCUGCUGAUCUUCUUGCGAGUGAUGGCCCAAUUUCCACUGACAACCUGUACGAUUACGUUCGUCACCACCAAGAAAAAGUGUUGCUUAUUUUGGACGGCUACGAUGAAUACGUACACAGCGCAGCAAGCCAAUCACCUGUUCUUCAAAUCUGGGAGAAAAAGCAGUUGAGGUAUUGUUGCGUUAUUAUAACAUCUAGAGACAUGAAAGUAGAGGGAUUAAAAAGUUCCAGCGAUGCUCAGUUUGAGAUCGAUGGUUUUGACCGUAAGCGACAAGAAGAGUUCGCCCGUAGAUUCUUGAAAGAUGAUCAAGAUGUUAAAGAGUUUUUUAAAUACUUGAAGCAACAAGACCUGGAAGAUGUAGCAAAAAUACCUCUUUUGCUUGUUAUGUUGUUGUUGGUUUGGAAAGAAAAAGACUGUGGAGGACUACCUUCAUCACGGCCGGCGAUAUAUUUUCAGUUCAUUGAGACUUUGUUCGAUCAUAUGUCUGAAAAACAAAAAAAGCCGGCGGAAAAAGUUGACGACCACAAAGAAGAACUCUGUAAAGUAGGAGAACUAGCAUUUGACGCACUUCUACAAGAUUUACUUUACUUUCCUCUCAGUAAACUGCCGGAUCACGUUUUGACUGAGAAACUGAUCGAGGCCGGGUUGUUUCAGCUGCUAAAAAUGUCCGCUCUUAACCCGUGCAAAGACGUUCAUUUCAUUCACAAAUCUAUGCAGGAGUUUUUGGCUUCUUUAUUUCUAAAAGGAGAACUGUUUUCUCAAAACAAUUCCCUUUUCAAAGUCGACUCAAUUGAAAAGAUCUUCAGGUUGACUAAAGUUUUUAAAUUUGCUGCUGAAAUGUCAGAAGAAGCCGCGCGCGAGAUCUUGAUUUAUCUGUUGGAAAUGGCGGCGAAGGAAGACGGAGAGUACAGCUUCGACAACCAAGCACCGUCAAUCGAAGAUUUGUCUGAUGAGCAAAAAAAUCUUCUAAUUCUAUGUACACAGUUAUUCUUCUACUGCUCAGCAGACACGAGAACAGAACUUUUCCCCACUUUUCUUUCUAAUCUAGGAGGUGUUUUUUUAAUAAAUCCUGACCAGCUGAAUAUUGCAGCAAAGGAAAAUUUUGUUAAAAUUACCGCUUCACUUAUGUACAUAUUUUUCUCUGCGAGCGACCAGUAUACAGAGCAAAGUUAUAAUAAUUUAAUAACUUUAGCACAGCAAUUAAACGCUGUUAUAGUUAGUAGAACAGGAGAACAGAAAGCAUCAGAAUUUUUGAAUGUAUUUCCAUGGCGUAGAGUCAACGAGUUUUUUUUAAUGAAAGAUGAAAACAACACUCACCUUUAUUUUACUCAAAUUGUAAGAAGAUAUCCGUUCAUUCCUUUUCCGUUUAAAAUGGUAAUGCCGUUAGUUAGUUUAGAAGAGACAACAAAGAAGACAAACAUGAAUGGUGAUGAGUCAAGUGAAGAGAGCAGCAGCAGCUGUUGUUCAAAGCGUCAUGGUCUCUCCAGGGUUCGGAGGAUAAAAGGUUGGUUUGUGAACAGGUCAGAAGUGGAACUGAUGAUUGAGAUAAUGCCGUUGAUCAUCGCUCCACACUGGAUAGAUGUUUGGGGUGAAGACAGUGAAGUGUUUGAUGCUGAGGUAACAGAGUCUCUACUGAGGAGCAUCCCAACAACACACAAACUGGAGAGAUUAGCACUCUGUGAUAUCAAUGUAACAUCAUCACCUGCUGUGGAGUUCAUCAACAGAGUAUUUGAACAAGAUCUUCCAAACUUGAAGGUGCUCAACAUGUCAUUCAAUCCUCUUCUGGGUGCAGGAGUCGACAGCUUAAUUAAACAUCUCAGCUGCGCUCCUCACCUGGAGGAACUGUACCUUGAAGGAGUGAAGAUGACUCCACAGCAGGUGAUGAAUCUCACAUCAGCUGUACAGCAGCACGGAAACAUCACUGAUCUGCGGUCAUCCUACCACGUAAGUUUUCCAAUUUUAUCGCAAUUUGUUUCUUUAUUCUUUGUUUACAGUUUAUUUCUACUCAGCUCUUGUCUUUCGCCAUUUUUCUUUCUUUGUCAUUUUUAUACUCGACAAAACACGAGAUUUACUUUUGAAAACAAAUCACAGACUUUAGCAGAUUCAAAGUAUCAUUUCAAAUUCAUUUCUUUCAACUGAUUAAACUAACUUCAUAAAAUGUUUUAUCUGAGAUCGUUAAGAACAAGUAACUUUAGCUGAUUUUAAAAAAGGAAUUGAAGACAAAUAGAGAAAUUUCGUACGUUCAAGCAGCCAUAAGAUGAUAUUAUUGGAUGAAAACAAGAACUUCCAGCAAAACAAAAGCACAUAAUUUCCACAGUAUUAAUUUCUGAAUCAAUUUUAAUUCAUACCUUUUCAUAAAGUAACAAACCACAAUCAUAAAAGCAAAUGAAAGAUGUUCAGUUCAUGUUCAAUUAAAACAAAUGAGUUAAGUUUGCUAUUAAAAAAAAUGAAGAGUAAACACAUUGAACUCACAUUUUCACAUUUAUCGUUUAAGGCUCCUAUAAAAAGAGUUUAAGUCAAGUGAAGUUCUUUUGAAAGUCCAGAAAACAAACAAGUCUUUUUUAUAGCUGUUCUUUUGUUCUUGAGCGUUUCUUUGGUAAAUACUGGUCCUUGCAGUUCGGUGAAGCCAUGGUUGGUUUUUGAAAUAACAACGCGCACAAAAAAAUUGUAUAUCCGAGACGACGGUUGAAAGCAACACCAAAAAAAUUUUCCUUACAGGUAAACACUUCGCUGUUCUCCACUGUAUAGAAUAAGUGUCCAUUGCAUGAUUUUCAUCGCGUAAAUAGCAUAAGUUUGUUUUCAACUUUCCAAGAACACUCGCCAUACAAAUCAAAUCCUGCGGAGCUUUGGGCUUUCCUUAAAUAUCGUAAUAAAUGAUCUUUCCUUGAGCUUCAAACAACUCCUUAGCAUAUUCCUGAGUAAAAAGAGAUAAAUCCCUGUCUUUUGCCGGUAUCAUUUCCUUGAUGUUUUCUUAUUAAAUUUUGAGUUCAUCCUGAACAGUUUGCCGUUGAAGAGCGAACUGAACAAACUACAAAAACAACAAACGAUGUCAUUCAAAGCCUAGUGACGUGGCGGUAGCUGAUUGGUUGAAUACACCUCGGAUGAUUUUUCACGUGGUGACAUUUUCCCGCCUUUGUUUUAUUACGUAACAAAUUCCCGCUCGCAAAAAAAUACACUGUGAUCUGCGAAUUUUGUAAGGCUGAAUAUAUUUUGAAAAGAAAAGAAAAGGAUUUGCUAAUUUUGAUUUUGAUUCUACCAUUUUGAAUGCGAAUUUCUUGUACGUGUGCCUUGAUAAAAAUAAUGUUUCUCUUUCCAAUCCCGCCGAGAGGGGAGAGGUGCAGGGGGGUAAAUCUCCCUCCUCCCUAAACUUGGUUUAAAUAAUGGCGACGGGUAACACUCGUUUCUUGAACUUAGUCGUAAAGGAAGUUUUUGACCUUCAGCGCUUCGCCUCUACACCAACAUACCAGACAAAGAACGCGUAACCACAGUGUGUCUAGGGCAGUUUUAGCCCCCCCCCCCCCUCCCCUCUCUCUUGUUCACUCUCUCUCUAUGUCACGCAACGCCGGAGAGAGAGGGUCGUCCCUCACAUCCCUUAUCAUCACGGAAGAGAAGUCAGAAUCUUCGCUAGGGAAAAUUUCUCUCAGCAAAUAACUGUAAAGACGCUUAAAAAUAGUUUGUUGUUAACACAUUAACCUUGUGCUCGUAUAAUUUUUGACAAGGUGCCGGGUUCGAAUCCUGCUCAGUAGCCUUUCUUUUUUCCUUCUGUCUUUCUCUUUUUUGUUUUGUUUUCGUUUUUGUUUGGUUUGGUUAUUUGUUUUGUUGCUGUUGUUUGUUAAAUAUAUAUACCUUCUAGAGCAAAGAUAGUAUAUUUAUGGAUAAACAAUCUGAAUUGCUAUCCGGUUUCCUACAAUUUUCAUUCCUUUUUUAUUGCAAUAUAUUCUACAAAACUAAAAGAGUAGCCACAUGCAGUUACAAACUGCCUUUUAUUACAUAGGCCAAGUUUUCACUGUUGAUCUUUGCUUUCGGCACGCGAGGCUUGUUUUGAACUUAGUACAUCUUGUCAAAGUGGCUUUCAUGUUAACAAUUGUCUUUCGUUGGUCAGUGUAAUCGCAUGGGACUUAAAAUGAAGGUUUGAAAUGUGUGCGCGUCCACACUUUAUUAAAGGGAGAUGGGUGGUUUUAAGUAUUGUUUUGUGUGCACGUCCACCCUUUACUAAGAGUUUUAGUAUUGUUUGGUAUUUUAUGGCAGGUUUUUAAGACACUUAACCCUAAACCUGAACAUGAAUGGCCAUCAGAGAACUACUGGAAAAGGAAGUACUCUCACCUCUUUCCUAAUUUAUCACCUGAAUCAGCGCAUGAACAGGAGGAGGUUAGUCAUCACUGAACUAUUUUUGUGAAAGUUUAUUUAUUAAACAUUUAGUAAGACUUUCAGUAUUUGUGUGAACAGUUCAAUUUAGGGGUUUCCUGUCCGUCAGAGAUAAUCAGAUACGCUCAGGAUCCUUCGUUUAUAAGUCUCCAUUACCGAGGAUUUCCAUGUUGGUGAUACUGAGUUAGUUUUUAAUACAGUAAAAACCCGCGUGUAAGAACCUAGUGGCUUAAAAACCUGCUGGCAGAAAUUUGCUUCUUUAAUACUUAACAAUAAAAGAACCAGGUUGGUCAAACGAGAUCAAGCAGGUUCUUAUCCGUGGGUUACAGUUAAAUUAAUAAGCUUAUUCAUCAUCUAAAAAAGAGAUUGAACAGGAACAGGUUAGUCACCAGCUUCGUUUGUUUACGUUUAUGCAUCAGUCAUUUGAAACUCCGGUCCCUGACCCCCCAUGACUUAGAGGGGAAUUUUACAUUGGUUUGGUGUUAAAACACAGCUAAUUUUCCCGCUCCCCGGGCCAAGUAGUUUGUUAAAAGCCCCGUAUAGCAGGGAAUUAGUAAAGUGUGGUUCUAGGCUCGAUUUCAACCGCUCUGUCCGAUCUGGUAUUCUGUAUUUCUUAAAAUUCAAACCAUCGGACCUGUUAAUAGAAACUUUCGAUUGCGUUCCUUCAAAUUCAUAAAAAAUGUUACCCUGGGUGCCAGAGGAUUUUUUUCUUACCUAAUUCCUGAUAACAGACCUCUGGAGCCAGUGUAGAAAAAUGUGGUUAGAUCGCUUACAAAAAAGUAACUGUCUGUAUGGUAUACUUGUAAGGACAAGGGAUCUUAAGCGAAACCCAGGGGGGAGGGGUACUUUCUUAUAUAAGCCAUAUAGAUAUAGUCAACUCUGGCCUUGCGAACACCCCGAUAAUACGGACAGCAGCUAAAUUCCCCGGCAAAAACAAAUUACAGACGUUUGACUUAAAUAACUCGCGCUAUUACGGACUGUUGCUAAUGAGGACACUAAUUUGAGGUCCCUACAGUGUCCGCCAUAAAGGGCCGGUUGACUGUAAUUCUGACAUAAUUUCUGCCUAAAUUUCAGGUCUGAAAACGGGUGUGGAUUUUAGAGGUCAGGUCUGCAAAAGGGUGUGGAAAAUGACACUUUAUGGUCUGAAAUAGGGUCAGGAUUUGGAGAACUAGGCUGCACAUCCCCACCGACAAUUACCCGGAGUACCCCCUGGGAAGCGAAACAGCGCUGUCUUUCUCCAAUUUUCUAAUCCUGAAAGUAAUGGGAGAGGAAUCGGGAAACUUAGAAAGCGCUUUUGGGAUUAAUUUAUCGUAGUUUACGUUCGAGGUGAACAAAUGAGACUCAAAUGAGAUUUGUGAAGUCCUUGGAAGGCAACGCUCGACCAAUGUGUAGGACGUUCUUUACACUCUCUUUCUGUGUCUGAGACUAGGACAACCUGUUUUGUGCCUUCCUGCCCUGUUUCUCCUAAGUUUUAAUAUUAUCAUUCUCUGCGGCCUCACCUCUCUUCUGCCGCCAUACAAAACUUUGGGAAACGAGGCUUUUCCUUUAGUCACUCAUGUUAAAUCCCCGCUUCCGAAAAUUCGUAUAUAUUGUUUAAUCCCCGCUCAUGACAUGAGUAAAACAGGUAUUUUGUUAAUUCCCCCGGCACCGGGGCGAACAUGUUAGAUGUGCGUUAAAUCCCGACAUUGGCCGUGUUAAAUUCUCGCUAUCUCCCACUAUGCCGCUGGGGCCGGGGUUUCGCGGGGCGGGGUUCCAGUUGACUAAUGCAUUAUUUACUUUAUUUAGUUUUAUUUUUCUGUCCGUCAGAGAUAAUCAAACACGCUUUGGAGCCUUCGUUAAUUUGCGUCUUUCACUGAAGAUUUCCGAGUUGGUGGUAGUUAAUCUUGGCAGUUACGUUAAAAGGUUUUAAAUUGAGAACCCGUGCAUUAAGAAUAGUUUUAUUUUAUUGUUGCAGGCUAUUCUAAGGAACCUCUUGCUUUUACCUGAAUCGCAUGAUCUCAUUUCUGAUUCAUCAUCUGAAUCAGAGAUGGAACUGGAACAAAAUUCUCUACUAUUCUCUCGCAGGUCGCGCUCAGUUGUCUUUAGGCCAAAAGUAGCCUGUUUCCCCAGUAUCUGAAUGCUUGGAACAGGCUAGCCAAAAGUGACUUUUGCCUUGAAAAAAAAAUAGAUUCCCUUUUUUUAAAAGCUGCUUAGGGAAGAUAUCAUUGACAUUUUGUGCCAAGUAGACCUAAUGACUUUUGAAAAAGAGUUUUCUUUAUCAAUUGGUAGAUCAACAAAGAAAAUAGAAACAGACACCUUACCUAUGAUUUAAAAAAGGAGUUCGUUUUGUUCUCGUAACUCCGAUGAAGUGAUGGAUAACUCUCCAUCUGGUUCGGAUGGUUGCAGUGUUUUGCAGGAAGUCCAGUCACUAAUAUAAGGGUUCGCACCUUGUAAUUAGCUCACCCCUUUUGUUUAUAUUAAAUAAGGCAUUCACAUCACAAUCAUACAAGAUCUGUGGCAGAUGCCGUCUCUAAAAUGUCUUACCACGGCAGGCGGAAAUCACGAAACAUAAAAAAUGAUUGUUCAUGUGUUCAAUCACGUGACGGCAUACAGGAGUUAAACUUGAAAAAGAUGGCCCAAUUUUUUCAAGUUGCAAUCCCUUUUUAUCCUGGCCAUCAACAGCCAAAGUCUUACACUUGUAGUCGAGGUAUAGUAGUACGUAAAGUCAUUUGAAAUAGAACUGAACCAUUAUUUCAGGGUUUUCUUUCAUUCCAAUGUCUGUUCGUUUUAAAACAAGUACGCUAGUGGGCUUACAGUUACAUGUAGAAGAUGGAUGGUUGUUAAGUAUAAAUGUAUGAUUUUGCCAGAACGAGGGAGAAGUCAUUGAAUCUGAAGAUGGAAAGGCAUCAUAUGAAUCAGAGGAGAAUCAAGAACAGGUGAGUUGCUGA